Messenger RNA from Aspergillus steynii IBT 23096, 2209 nucleotides. RefSeq names its product AFG1 family ATPase. Bases 295 to 1974 code for a protein of 559 amino acids. Gene Ontology annotation, cellular component: cytoplasm; mitochondrion. The record is from RefSeq and is a predicted model, not a curated record. Gene Ontology annotation, biological process: protein quality control for misfolded or incompletely synthesized proteins. Lineage: Eukaryota; Fungi; Ascomycota; Eurotiomycetes; Eurotiales; Aspergillaceae. The transcript has 4 exons. Gene Ontology annotation, molecular function: ATP hydrolysis activity; ATP binding.
CUUCUAUUCCCCUUUACUCGUGCCGGUGGGUUCGGACUGCCUUUUAGACCCUUUGGACCCCGAGUUGGUUGCACAUUCCACAAUUCUUCCCCGCCUUUCAACGCCCGCGUGGCCGCCGCACUUGACCUUUUGCCGAAUAAUUCCCGGCCGGAGAGAAGAGCGUGUCUUGUCCUUUGAAAAAUCCCGACCUCGGUUGUUCAUAACAACUCCGUCGCAAACCCCCGCCAAACAACUACAGGCGCUGAUCUUUAGCACGAGAUUUUAGUGGGAUAUAUUCAACACACUCGUAUCUAGAUGUCGGUGAGCGGGUCGUCUGUGAAACUCUGCGCGGACGUCUUGCCGGGCGCGCUGAGGCCGAGCAACGCAUCGUUGCUCCGCGCCACCCCUCGGCGGACGAAGCGAGUGUAUUCUCAGGAAACCAGAAGGCAUUUGCACCAGCCUCCAAAUCAUCUGCGAGUUUGCCGGGCGACAGUACCGCAAAAUGGUCGGUUGAGCGCGCAAGCGCCUCUACCUAGCCCGUACGUACGGCGGUUCGCGACCGAGGCUGCGACGAAGGUUGAUGAGGACAAGACCGCGGACGCUGCAAAUGAGCUGCAGGGUGGUCCUUUGAAGGAAUACGAUCUGAGGGUGCAGCAGGGUCGGUUGAGGGAUGACCCUUACCAGCGACAAAUCAUCGAGCAACUCCAAGAUCUGUACGAAAGACUAAAGCACUACAAUCCUCCUCCGGUCGUUCAUCCGAGUGUUGAGUCGCUAGAUCCGAAACCCAAGACGUCGUUUCUCGGCUCCCUCUUCGGACGGGGUAAGGCUGAGGAAUUGACGAUCCCCGAAUCCCUCCCCAAGGGCCUGUACAUGUAUGGAGACGUUGGGUGCGGUAAAACGAUGCUUAUGGACCUAUUCUAUGACACUCUGCCGCCAAACAUCGCGUCCAAGACCCGCAUCCAUUUCCACAACUUCAUGCAGGAUGUCCACAAGCGGGUGCACGUGGUGAAGAUGCGGUUUGGCAACGACUUCGACGCGUUACCUCUCGUGGCAGCUGAUAUUGCGGAGAAGUCUAGCGUGUUGUGUUUCGAUGAAUUCCAGUGUACGGAUGUGGCUGAUGCUAUGAUUCUGCGACGACUGCUCGAGUCCCUAAUGUCUCACGGCGUAGCGCUGGUGACGACGUCCAACCGACAUCCCGAUGAUCUGUACAAAAAUGGAAUUCAGCGCGAGUCGUUCAUCCCCUGCAUCAAGCUACUCCAGACCGCUCUCGACGUGAUCAAUCUGAACUCGCCCACCGACUACCGAAAGAUCCCCCGCCCUCCAUCCGGCGUCUACCACCAUCCGCUUGGCGAGGACGCGGAGCGUCAUGCGCACAAGUGGUUCGAAUUCCUGGGCGAUCCCAUCAACGACCCCCCGCAUGCCACGACCCAGGAGGUCUGGGGCCGCAAGAUCGAAGUGCCCCUAGCCAGUGGCCGAGCCGCGCAGUUCAGCUUCAACCAGCUUAUCGGUCGCGCUACCGGAGCGGCCGACUACCUGGAGCUAGUCCGCAACUACGACGCCUUCAUCAUCACCGACGUGCCGGGCAUGAACCUAACCCAACGCGACCUGGCCCGACGAUUCAUCACCUUCAUCGACGCCGUCUACGAGAGCAGGGCCAAACUCGUCCUCACCUCAGCCGUCCCCCUGACCAACAUCUUCAUCUCUGAAACCGAAAUGAAAGACUCCCUCGAUGACGACGGCAGCGACCUCUCCGACGCAAUGCGCAUGAUGAUGGACGACCUGGGUCUCUCCAUGCAGGCCCUCAAAUCCACCUCCAUCUUCAGCGGCGAUGAGGAGCGCUUUGCCUUCGCGCGGGCCCUUUCGCGUCUCUCCGAGAUGGGCAGCAAGGAAUGGGUCGAGAGGGGCUUGGGUCUUGGUAUGACCUCCGAGCAAGGGAAGGGUGACCACGAUGCGUGGAUGAAGGCGAGAAGCCAUUGGGGUGAGGAUAACAUGUGAGAUCUGUUUCCCUCUCUCCAUAUCUUGCAUUUGUAGAUUUUCUUUUGCUGCCUUUUAUACAUGUGUGUCUGUCUGUUUUAUACCUCUUUUUCUUUUUGGUGAUUGGACCUUCUUUGCACAUACAUGUCUCGGUAGAUGGGUAUAUACAUUGAUUUUCUUCCUAGACAAGUGGAUAUCGAUGAUGUAUUUACACACAUAUCUGGUUACUAAAUAGAUUUACAUACGAAGAGUGGAU